AGGAGGCGGGAGGGGCCGGGGAGCUGCCCACUGACGUCUACCCAGAAUGUGGGAGACUGGCAGCGGCAAUACAGCUCAGCACCCGGAGCCUGUGCCACAAAGGACGCGUAUGCAGCAUGGCAUCCAAGUGCCCGAAGUGUGACAAGACCGUGUACUUCGCCGAGAAGGUCACCUCACUGGGAAAGGAUUGGCACAAGUUCUGCCUGAAGUGCGAGCAUUGCAAUAAGACUCUAAAUUCCGGUGGACACGCCGAGCAUGACGGGAAGCCUUACUGUCACAAGCCGUGCUAUGCUUCAUUAUAUGGACCAAAAGGUGUUAAUAUCGGAGGUGCCGGAUCGUACAUCUACAGGAAGCCAAGUGAGGACAAACCAACGUCUCCUACCGAAGUAGCUCCAAAGGUUGAAGAGAAGAAAGUUAGUGCCGCUCCAAAGACCCUCACCAAAGCUUCAAGUAUAACAACUUUUACAGGAGAACCCAACUUGUGUCCUCGCUGUGAGAAGAAAGUGUUUUUCGCAGAGAAAGUGACCUCCCUCGGGAAGGACUGGCAUCGACCUUGCUUGAGGUGUGAACGCUGCUCAAAAACUCUAACUCCGGGUGGCCAUGCUGAGCAUGACGGGCAGCCCUACUGUCACAAGCCUUGCUACGGGAUUCUUUUUGGACCAAAAGGUGUGAACACGGGUGGAGUGGGAAGCUACAUCUACGAUAAAGAACCCGAGAUGAAGGCUCAACCCUAAGGACCACUCGCCCGCCUCCGGCUGCGGGAGACUCCUCCGCGCCACUCGUACCAUUUCUACCCGAUAAGACUAAAGCUGACGCUGGGAACGUGUAGAUAAUAAACCCGUAGAGCAGCUUCAACAAGCAAAGUGCACUCCUUACAAUUGGGUAUUUUGUACUGAACACUAUAGUAACCUACAUAGAGUAUAAAGAGUCUUGUGCUGUAUGAAUAGGGAUCUAUGUGCUACUUAAAGAUUUCUCCUUCUGUUUUGUUCAUCUAUAAGGGAUGUUUAUGGUAUUAUAUGUAAAAACGACAAGUUCUUUGCAAUGUGUCGCAGACAACGGGGUUACUAGUGGGUUAAACGAGUGGGCUGGUUACAGUGCGUGCUACAUAUGUGGCAUCCAUUGCUCACAGCCACUCAAUAGUGCCAAGUAGGAUCACAUGACAUGUCUCGAGAUUCCUUAAAAACUUUCCGCUUCUAAGGCAGUGUUUCCCAAAAAGGGAGCCUCCAGCUGUUGUAAAACUACAACUCCCAGCAUGCCCGGACAGCCUUCAGCUGUCCGGGCAUGCUGGGAGUUGUAGUUUUACAAGAGCUAGAGGCCCCCUGGUUGGGAAACGCUGUUCUGAGUCAUGGACUUUGUCAGUAUUAUUAGGCUGUCACUACCAAAUUUCGGGAAAAUAGCGGAUCCAUCUUUAUCAUCGUCUACAAGUCAUUUAAGGGGUCACUCGAAGAAUAUAACUUAUCACCUGUCCACAGUAGCAUCUGCCAUCUUGAGGCCAGCGAUAUUGUAUCUGCUACAGAGCGCCGCCCACUUUACUGUACCGUGUCAAUGUAAUGUAAGCAGCAAUGCCACACCAACAGAGUAGAAUAUAUAUAUAU
This is a messenger RNA of Hyla sarda, 1595 nucleotides long. RefSeq names its product cysteine rich protein 2 (gene CRIP2). NCBI's taxonomy places the organism in Eukaryota, Metazoa, Chordata, Amphibia, Anura, Hylidae. Bases 117 to 734 code for a protein of 205 amino acids. The record is from RefSeq and is a predicted model, not a curated record. The transcript has 8 exons.